This is a messenger RNA of Psammomys obesus (fat sand rat), 3166 nucleotides long. It is a transcript of the gene Kti12, whose product is annotated as KTI12 chromatin associated homolog. Bases 1710 to 2714 code for a protein of 334 amino acids. NCBI's taxonomy places the organism in Eukaryota, Metazoa, Chordata, Mammalia, Rodentia, Muridae. The transcript has a single exon. The record is from RefSeq and is a predicted model, not a curated record.
CGUGGUGUCGGCUGUUUGCAGUAACAAGCGUUCUUGUCGUUAACCUAGCGUUGCUUUCAGAUGACGAGCCGAGUGAAGGCCCCACAAGAACUAGAUGAUUUCCCCAGUAACAAAAACUUAGCGCUUACUGUACACCAGGUGUUAAACAAUCCAAAUUAAUGAAUUUAGUUUCACAACAUUUCCAUGAAGUAUUGUUACUUUCUUUAGAAAUGAAAAAGUAAAUCACUUAAUGGUUAAUUUGUCCAAGCUCCCAAGUUAGUACCUAGCAGAACUGAGCUUUUGACAACUCCUGUAGGCUCUGUACCCUCAGUCAGUGAGUUACACUGCCUAAAGCCUAAAGCUAAAAUAAUGUCAUGUUCCAGGGAGGUUUAGUUUAUGAACAAACAACCCAGAGCAUAAGGAGUUGUGGAAAGAAGGCAGAAGCCAGGAACUGUCAGUUUUACAUGGAUUGGUUUAUUUAUAGUCUCUAUAACCUCUGAGAUUGGAACAACUAUGAAAUAAUUUGAUAUUUUAUAGAGAAGGAAACUGAAACACAGAAAAAUGAGAUUACUUUUGAGCAUUUAAACUGCUAUUAAGUGGCAGAGUCAGAACUUUUAUUUCUCUGCCACACUCUCUUAGAGACUUACUCUCCUCCAGCAUGUGAGUCCUGUAUUGUACCACACUCCUGGCACAGGCGUGCUCACACUUAACACUCUGCACCUACCAGACUAGUGCUUAUUGCUGAACAGAUCCCGCAGCCUGGUCACACUGGGCUCUCAGUGUCAUGAGAGCCUCUGCAGCAGGAUUGCCAAAUUCAAUAGUAAGAAUAAAAGAUGCCCAGCUAAAUUUAAAUUUCACACAAAGGAAAAUUAAAUAUGUCCAUACAGCUUAUGCAACUUAAAAAAAAAUCAUCUUAAAUUCGGAUUUAAUUGGAAAACCUGCAUUGUAUUUGGCAACCCAUUUCCAUUAGUCUUUCAAGUUCAAAAUGAAAUGAUUCGACCAGAGGGUGUAGUUCAGUGGUAGAGAGCAUGCACAGGGCCCCAGUACAGCACCAUCUCCAAACAAAUAGAAACAAAUUCAAGUAUCAGUCAAAAAACCUCAGUGACUUUUUCUGGGCAGCUUUUUCACUUCUGCUCUUCACGCUAGUGUAAGGCUACCCAUAGCGUUUUUUGUUUUUUGUUUUUGUUUUUUGAAACAGGGUUUCUCUGGGUAGGUCUGGCUGGCCUGGACUCAUUUUGUAUACCAGGCUGGCCUGGAACAGUAGUCUGCCUCCCUGACUGCUCGGAUCCUUGAUUUCUUUUGGGGAACAGUUUUAUGUUCAUCUCUGCCCUCAGCCAUGGAAAGAUGUUGACUGAAAUAGUUGUUAUGAAUAAACGUUUACUAAGACCUACCAGGUGCGGGAGAAGUCCUGAAUAGAGAAGCAGUUUUGUAAAUUGCUUUCUGUGUGCUAAAUGUGGCGCUAGUAAUUUUGCUGAAUGCCCACUAAAUCCUAAUAAAUAGAUAGGCGUGUUCUCUGACGGAGUGCAAUUUUGAGGCCUUUAAUAUUUGGUGUAAACAACUGAUGCUAUUCAAAUCUCUGCGUCUCCUUUUUGAGAACGUUGGUUAGUUCCCGUUUCCCAUAGAAACAAAAGGCCCUGUAAGAGCGUAGGAAAACAGGAAGUGUGGGGUUUACUUCCGGUUCGUGCCGGAAGCUGACGCAGAGCGUCUGCACAUGGCUGCCCCUGGAGAGGAUGCCGCUCGUGGUGUUUUGCGGGCUGCCUUCCAGCGGCAAGAGCCGGCGUACGGAAGAGCUACGCCGGGCGCUGGCCGGCGACGGCCGGGCCGUGUACGUGGUGGACGACGCCUCGGUGCUGGGCGCGCGGGACCCGGCAGUGUACGGCGACUCUGCCGGGGAGAAGGCCCUGCGCGCCGCGCUGCGGGCCGCGGUGGAGCGGCGCCUGAGCCGGCAGGACGUGGUCAUCCUGGACUCCGUCAACUACAUCAAGGGCUUCCGCUACGAGCUGUACUGCCUCGCGCGGGCCGCGCGCACGCCGCUCUGCCUGGUUUACUGCGUGCGACCCGGCUGGCCGAGCCGCGGGCUCGGGGAGGCUGACGCCGCCGAGGAGGACGGGAAACCUCAGGCGGCCGGCGCUGCGCGGGAACAGCGCGCCGCCAGCCCCUCGGCAAACGGGGAACUCCCGGCCGCUGCCCCCGGGGAACCGGAUCCAGAGGAAACCCUGCCGUCCACUCCUCCAGCUGUGGGGACCCCCGAGUCCGGGAGAUCUGCAAAGUCCAGUGCCUUCUCUCCCGAACUUUUGGAGUCCUUAGCGCUGCGCUUUGAGGCUCCUGACUCUCGGAACCGCUGGGAUCGCCCCUUGUUCACCGUGGUGGGUUUAGAAGAGCCGUUGCCCCUGGCCGAGAUCCGCUCUGCGCUGUUUGAGAAUCGGGCACCCCCACCCCAUCAGUCCACGAAGUCCCAGCCUCUGGCCUCUGGCAGCUUUCUACACCAGCUGGAUCAGGCCACGAGCCAGGUGUUGACUGCUCUGAUGGAAGCACAGAAGGGCGCGGUACCCGGAGACUUGUUAACACUUCCUGGCACCACAGAACAUCUCCGAUUUACCAGGCCUUUGACCUUGGCAGAACUGAGUCGCCUCCGUCGCCAGUUUAUUUCCUACACUAAAAUGCAUCCCAACAACGAGAACCUGCCUCAGUUGGCCAACAUGUUUCUUCAGUAUCUGAACCAGAGUUUGCAGUAAUGUGGUGGUGGGCAUUUUGUCUGGAUUCUGCUAUACUUUGUCUGGAAAGAAUAGUCUAAGGUCUGCAGAGCAUACGAUAGUACUAGGGUUGCUAAGUUUGACCGGCUCAUUUUCUGCCUCUCUGCCGUUCCCCAAGAAUAUAUAUAGCAUAAACUGAGGCGAAGAAUCGCUAGGUCCAGAAAUACCAAGUGGCUUCGGUUGGACUCUACUUGAGGGUACUUUUCCUUCCAUCAGAAUGGAAGAGACUUGUUUUAAAUCGACUGUAAGAAGAAACCGAAGAUAAGUUUUGUAUUGACGAUGGUCCUUUUAUACUACAAGUAUUUUUGAGUACAGUACUUCUUGUUACUUAUCCUGGAGCUUCGAACACAGGUGAAUCUUCUGUCCCUGGGAAACUGAUAUUUGUGUAAGACAACCAUUAGCCAUUUCCUCUAAUAAAAUCUUGUGAAGUUGUC